Messenger RNA from Sardina pilchardus (European sardine), 2677 nucleotides. It is a transcript of the gene vamp1b, whose product is annotated as vesicle associated membrane protein 1b. The transcript has 5 exons. Gene Ontology annotation, molecular function: SNAP receptor activity; syntaxin binding. The coding region runs from base 283 to 621 and encodes 112 amino acids. Gene Ontology annotation, biological process: vesicle-mediated transport; vesicle fusion; SNARE complex assembly. Lineage: Eukaryota; Metazoa; Chordata; Actinopteri; Clupeiformes; Clupeidae. Gene Ontology annotation, cellular component: SNARE complex; plasma membrane. The record is from RefSeq and is a predicted model, not a curated record.
GCGGCACUUCACCGAAGACUCGACAGGCAAAAGCUUUGCGUUGAGACAAACCAACGCAGAUAUAGAUUUAAACUGAAGCCAGGCACAUUUUUUCUGAUCUCUUGGAUUUCUCUUGUCAUCGUACAAUAGAGCAAUUAUUUCGGUCUCUCUGUCUGCUUUGGGAAAGGUGUUUUAUUCUCAUUAUUCCAUUAGUACCCAACCACUCCGGACCCUCCCCCUCUAGCCUCCUGCGUUGACUAUCUCGCUUUCACUAAAGCGGUCGCACCAAACUCAUCUGAAAAAAUGUCUGCCCCUGAUGCCGCUGCCGCCCCCGGCGCCGAUGGAGCUCCCGCCCCUCCCCCCAACACCACCAGCAACCGGAGACUACAGCAAACGCAGGCGCAAGUGGACGAGGUGGUGGACAUCAUGCGUGUGAACGUGGACAAGGUGCUGGAGCGGGACCAGAAGCUGUCCGAGCUGGACGACCGGGCGGACGCUCUCCAGGCCGGCGCCUCCCAGUUCGAGAGCUGCGCUGCCAAGCUGAAGAACAAGUACUGGUGGAAGAACUGCAAGAUGAUGAUCAUCAUGGGAGUUAUCGGAGUCAUCCUGGUUGGGAUCAUUUGCAUGCACUUCUUCUCCUGAGCCAAAGAUCACAGUGGUGGAGGUGUGCAGAAUGAAAGGAUGACUUGUGAGAGUGAAGAAAAAACAACCACAGCAAAAACACCACUCCCUUCCUCCCUCCCCAUUUUCUCCCCUCCUCUUCCAUCCCUCCCUCUCUCCCUCCCUCCAUUUCUCUCUCUCUCUCUGUGACCCUUCUCUAACGUUCAUCCAUUAUUCAAACACUCUGCACAGGAGGGAGCUGAACAGGAAGAGGGAGAUAGAGAGAGAAAGAGGAAGGGCGGAAGUAAGAGAGAGAGUGAGAAGAGGGAGGGAGAGAGGGAGAGAGGGAGGAGGGAACCAUGUGGAUAUUAAACAUGAGAGGGGAACUGGAGAGAGACUGAUUUACGGAGAAAGGAGAAAAAAUAUUUUUAACCGUGUGGGGGGAAAAUGGUGUUGGGGAAGAGUGUGAGUGUGUGAGUGUGAGUGCAACAGUGUGAUUGCAAGAGUGUGAGUGUGAAAGAGUGAAAAUGAACAACAGAGAUGUGUGUGAGGAGAAGCAGUGACUAUACUCUAGUCCUUCCUCCAUACAGGAGGUUACAGUUAAAGCCUGACGGGCUGCUUUUGCUGGACAGCAAGAUCCACAUUUGUAAACAGAUCCUGACAUCCUAAUAGCAAAGCCAAUAAAUCCCCUUCCCCUUCCUCCACCCAUCCUCCAGCCCCUACUGCUACUCCUAGUAAUACUCCGCUUCUACUUAACCCUGAUACUCGAGGAGAAUGAGAAUCCCUUUGGUGUACGUGUGUGUGUGUGUCCUGUAACCUGUGAUCCAGUCCUUCGUAGCUAGUAGCUGUUUUCUCCUGAUUAUUCGUCUUUUUAAUGUUUGUCUGCUCAGUGCUUCUGUUCUUCUCUCUCCUCUCCUCUCCUCUUUUCCCCUCACGCUCCCUCCGUUCUCUUCCAAGAGAAUUAAAGUAGAGAGCUGGAGAAAGACAAGUGCUGUGAGAGGAUAGAGAAGAACUGCAUGGAAGAAAGACAGAUACAAGAAUUACAAUAGCACAUGACGACAGAUGAGUUCCAGGUCAGUGUCAUUUCUUUAGACAGUUUUACGUUGCAAGUGUUUAGAUCUAGGCACAUAGAUACAGGGUUGACAAUUUCAUCCAAACUGACUAACACACACACACAGUUGCACACUAUUCUGUACAAAAGUGCAGCUCUACAUUCCUACCAGCUUAACUGCUCCAGGGAGGGUACUGCCUACACUACUACAUUCAAAUCCACACUUGGGUGUGUUCCUGAAGUCUGAUGUUUCUCCCAGUUACGAGCAAACUGCCAACGCCAGUUAAAGACUAGUUAAAUAAUGAAUAGCACAGAGCAAAAACGUUGUGCUGCAUUUUCCUAUGGAGGUAGCACAAAGAUGAACACGCUCCUCCUACACACGUACACAGGCGGAAUGAAUGCACACGCAGUCACACUUACACACAGCUUUCUCUGGGCUCUAGGAGUGCACCUGUGCAGCAGGUGACGUUUGCACAGCAGAGCAGACAGAGCAGAUUGCUUGCUUACCUGUGCGUUACAUGUUUCCCCCGGUGGCGUGUGAGUCCGUGUGCGCCGAUUUUUCCACUCUCCGGCUUGUCUUCAAACUCUUGACUGCCUGUUAUAUAAUUUUAGAACUGUUCUCUGCCAUAAAAGUAUUUUCUGUACAAUCUUGUGAAGCCAUUCAAGCUGCCAAAUUUUGUCAUAACUUAAUUUUAAACCAGAAUGUCUAGAAUGAUACUGAGAAGAGUGAGAAAAAAAAUCAUAUUUAUACUGUGUGUUAGGCAUAUGCCAGAACUAGGGAUACAAAUGUUAACUUUAAGAAUACAAAUGUGUUUUUUUAUUUUUAUUUUUGUAUUUUGUUUGAGGUUUGGUUCUGGUGUGAAAUGUUUCCUUUGUAAACAUGAACAGAAGUCUGUGUUUGAAUUUCGUAUAUGACUGACUCAGCUCAGAUUGAGACUCCAGGAUCAAAACAGUGAACUUGUACACAUUAGAUAAUGGCCGUCCUGCCCAGGACAAGAGCCACUGCAUGUUGACUUGCUUAACACUUUUGCUGAUGCCAAGAAAUAA